GCUCCACCAUCCACAAUCCCACCACGCCGGCCAUCCACCACCAUUCCACGCAAGCAACACCACCACCUCAGCCCAGCUCAACGGCGAUCCGCGCUUCGAGGGCUUCCCUACCGUCUUCUUGAGCAGGGCUCGUUUCCCCCAGCCUCGUCAUGCCCACCAAUCGUUCACGCCCCCCACACGCCCCGGCAUGCAAAAAGAGGCCUCUCAACCGGCCCGUCUUUUCUGCUUACCACCAUAUCAUAUUAUUGCUGGCCCAUGGGCUCCCUCGCAUAGUCGACACACCCAUCAUCCACUGCGGAUCUCGAGGCAGAAGGGGUCUUGCGGGGUGCUCGGGAUCAUCACCCUUCCUAGCGCCGGCACGUACACGCCCAAGCAAGAAAAAAAAGUGAGGGCGCUUGUGGGACCGACCCGAUCGAGGCUUGCAAUCCGGGCUUUUGCUCGUCGUCAUCGUCGCCGGGGGAGGCUCCGGUUUUUUGCAGGCAUUUCCAGCCAGUUGCAAUGGCCAAAUUCGUCCACCCUCCCCCGCUUGAAGCAUGUUCCUCGUCUCUCAAUGCACUCGGCGGACAACACUGGGGCGGCCCUCUUACCUGGAAAGUGGCUUGCAUGUCGAUCUUCAGGCAGGAUACGAACAGCGCAAGAAAACGAUACCACGUCAGUACGUACCCGCCCACGUGGCGUCUGAAAAGUCGGCUGAACAGCCUCAACGAGGGACAGAGCUAUGAGUGUAGUCCGUGUGUGCCCAAUAAUCAAAGCCUAGCCCCCGAGUCUCUCAGGUUGACCCUCCGAAGACAGCCCUCACGUGGUCCAACUCCUCGGGUGUUGCUGCUUCAGACGAGACAAACCAUAGCCAGUCAGUCGGCAGGCUUUGUAGGGGUUUGUGUGCUGAUCCACACUCGUGCAGCCGCGGCAGGCUACUGGGGCCAACCCGACGUCAUGCCUGCAAUGCGGUCAUGCUGCAUGUUCAGGUGCCUGCGUUGCUGGACUGGGGGUGCAUACAACCCGCAGCUUCAUGGGACGCCGUGCAAUGCCACUGGCGGACCAAGCCGUGAGGUCGUGCCUUGAGACGAAAGGAAAUGGGUUCGUGAUUAUGAUCGCCUGCGCAAUCUUGCCCUGCAUUCUUCAAGUGAUGGCGUUUUGAGUGCAGUGACUAUUAAGAACGGAGCUGCGAAGCGCUAGAGGUGCGCCUGUGUCGCGACCCUGCAUCUUUCCACUCGAGGCAGUCGGAUGAGAUGGAUUUGGGUGGUAGACUGCAUGAUACAUGAUACUUUUGGUCAUCAAACUGUCAAGCCCAGGUCCAAAGGAACAGACCACAAUAAGCAGCGUCGUGAUCACGAAACUCGCAAUACUUUUAAUAACACCGUUG
Molecule: messenger RNA, 1363 nt
Organism: Microdochium trichocladiopsis
Lineage: Eukaryota; Fungi; Ascomycota; Sordariomycetes; Xylariales; Microdochiaceae
Exons: 1
Coding region: 499-1062 (187 amino acids)
Source: RefSeq, a predicted model, not a curated record